Messenger RNA from Pyrus x bretschneideri (Chinese white pear), 1263 nucleotides. RefSeq lists its product as uncharacterized. Lineage: Eukaryota; Viridiplantae; Streptophyta; Magnoliopsida; Rosales; Rosaceae. The record is from RefSeq and is a predicted model, not a curated record. Bases 49 to 975 code for a protein of 308 amino acids. The transcript has 5 exons.
CUGGAAUGGAAAUAAAGGAGAAAUCCAGAGAAAAAAGGCGCGUGGACAAUGGAGGUAUUCUAUCUGUUAUGCUCAAUCCUCUCCACCUUCCUCACUUCUCUCACUCUCUCCCUCCUCCUCCCAUUCCACACCCUCCUCCACCGCUUCUCUUCAUGCGCCGCCUCUUCCUCUUCCACCUCCCUCUACGAAGGCACCGUCUGGCACGAGCGCCGCCGUCCUGUUCACCACUCUUUUCGCUAUGCCGUCCGCUACGCGCUCAUUGACCUCGACCACACGCCGCAACCCCUUCCCAACCACCUCUCCGCCGACGAAGCUCGCCGAAUUGCAGGCACCGGUGGCCGAACCUUGCUUUUGACAAUUCCGCAAAGCGUGGGAUAUGAGCAGAACCCACUGAGCUUGUACUACUGUUAUGAUGUUGGUGAGCAGCUUUUGAAAAAGUGCAUUGCUGAGGUAACCAACACACCAUGGGGAGAAAGAGUGACAUUUGUGUUCAACCCAAAUUCUGAUUUAGUGGCAAAACCAUUACAUGUCAGCCCUUUCAUGGAUAUGUUGGGGAAUUGGAGUAUCAGAGCAAAUGCUCCCGAAGAUGAUCUAUUUGUUUCAAUUUCAGUUCAACACCCAAACCUUGGCAAUUAUUUCACAGCUACCCUAAAAGCCAAAAGGGUAUCCUCAACUUCGGCAUCUGAUCACGCACUGUUCUUCUGGUUGAUGCCGCAUAAAGUUGCAGUGUGGAUUUAUUGGCAUGCCUUCAAACUGUGGUGGAAAAAUGUGUCAUUUGUCCAACAUCCAAGGUACUCCAACCCUGCAUAUAGGGAGGAAGCUUUGGUACGUGAUGAAAAACUUCAAUGCUGUCCGGCUGUUGGAUUUGGUGAAGAUAAACGGCAUCUGCAACUUGAAGGAAAUGGUCAAGGAUGUAUAGCUAACAGCGGGGAUCGUUUUUGUACAUGGAGAGAUGCUAAGUGGCCUUGGUGUUGAUUCCAAAAGGUAGGACUAGCUUUGUCCUCUAUGUUAACAUGGGAAGCAAGCGGCGGAAUUCAGUUAUUCUUGUUUGUUUUUGUUCUUCCUGAAGUUUGGAUUCAUGGGAACUACGUAGGUCCUGUUCUGAACAUGAGCUGCUUCAUACUCACACUAUUUGUCGAAAACGUCGGAUUCGUCUCUCUUUUUUCUUUUUAUUUUUUCAUGUAAUUUUGUUUCUAUAUUUGAUGGAAUGGUUAACUACCUUUAGUUUUGAGUGAUAUUCAAGUUGUGGGAUAUCAAAUCAAA